Acomys russatus (golden spiny mouse) is the source of this 1211-nucleotide messenger RNA. Its product is annotated as gametogenetin-binding protein 1-like. NCBI's taxonomy places the organism in Eukaryota, Metazoa, Chordata, Mammalia, Rodentia, Muridae. The record is from RefSeq and is a predicted model, not a curated record.
AUGGCGGCCCAGGCUCGGACCCCUCGGUCACGGUCACGGUCAAGGAUCUUGGGCUACACCUCGAUGUUGCGCUUUCUGCGAAGCCUGGUGGGGAGUAAGGGCAGUUCUAAGAGCUCCAGCAGGCCCCUGACCAGGAGCCGGCCCAGCCCCUCAAAGGAGCAGGAUGUUGUGUCCCCCAGGAUGGGCCGCCACGGAAGUCAUGGGAAGAGGGAGACGCGGCUGCGUGCCAUGGUACCCAAGGUCCCCUCUGCAGCUCCCUCAAACCUGCCGCUGCACGAUGCCUUUGGGCUGGGCACUGGGGACAUGGGGUCCCAGACCCUCAUCCCCAAGGAUGUCCUGAAACUCAGGGCCCAGGGUGUCGAGGUAACAUCAGUCCCUAAAGAGGUUCUGGGGCACCUGUCGGAGAAGAAAGAGAGGGAAGAACAAGCAGGGGAGGCCUCUGGAGCCUCAGAUAGGGGACGCUUUGCCCAGACCCUGGAGGCAGAGCAAGGAUGCCUGCAGUGGGUUCCUGGACCAUUGGCAUUUACCCCUGGGGCCUUCGCCAAAGAGGAAGAGGAGGGGCACUCCCUAAUUGAGAUUGGAGACCUCAGACUGACCUCUUGCAAGCCAGGAUCCACCCCGUGGAACUAUCUCCUUGGCUUGUACAAGCAGUUCCAUAAGUCAGCUAUGGCCAAGGCUCAGAGACCAGGUAUGCCUCAGUUUCCUCUCAAGGACGGCUUGCCCCAUGAGGAGAAAGGGGAGAGAGAGGAAGCUGAGGAAGAGGAGAGCUGCUCAAAGCUGUGUGCCCCACGUGCCGCCGCCUUCCCGUCACCGCUGCAGAAGAUGUUCAGAUCCACCGACACAGUGGGUUUCGUGGAGUCAGAGCUAAAGAAGAUUCUGGCAGUGCAACGAGAGUCCCGCCUCUGGAAGGUGGGCAGCCCAGAGGGCCGGGAGCUGCUGACCCGGCCAGAUAUCACUCUAGAGGAGGCCGGCAUGGUGGACGGCCAGCAUCUGCUCCUGGAAGAGAUGGACGAGAUGGGAAAUUGGCCCCCUCCCGAGUGAGGCCCCGGGCCGGCAGGAACCCACCUUGCCCACACCCCUGGGACACACGCAAGGAGUCCCUGGGGCCCUGGGCUUUGGGAUGAAUAGCACCCUUUGCAUGGGGGGUGGGCCUGCCCAGCACUGUCCCUUCCCAUCAGACUCCCGCAGAUGAUAUUAAAAACUUAGUUUGA